This is a messenger RNA of Ruditapes philippinarum (Manila clam), 946 nucleotides long. RefSeq names its product L-threonyl-[L-threonyl-carrier protein] 4-chlorinase-like. Lineage: Eukaryota; Metazoa; Mollusca; Bivalvia; Venerida; Veneridae. The transcript has 7 exons. The coding region runs from base 95 to 898 and encodes 267 amino acids. The record is from RefSeq and is a predicted model, not a curated record.
AUAGUUCUCCGAGAUAUCCUUGGGUAAAUAUAAGGGGAACAACUCUGUUUACUCUGUUACGAAUAACAUUAUAUUAAAAUAUUAAAUACAAGAUAUGGAUGAUAACCAGGUGAAGAACUUCAACCGAGAUGGUUUCGUUAUUGGGUUAGAUGUGCUAACAGCGGAUGAGGUUGCAUUUUAUUUAGAAUCAUUUCUGGCAUACGAAGAAAGACUUGGUGGGAAGGUGACAGGUGCUUAUAGGUUCAAAUCUCACCUCUUACUUCCCUGGAUGCACCAGCUUGUUACUCAUCCAAACAUUCUACAAAUUGUUAAGCAAAUAUUUGGUCCAGAUAUUCUUUGCUGGUCGACAGAUUUGUUUCCGAAAGAUCCAGGAACGGGUAAAGUAUGUGCCUGGCAUCAAGAUGCCACAUAUGUAGGAAUGGAUCCUCCUGAUGCACUUACCGUAUGGGUUGCUCUAACAGAAUCUAAUCUACAAAAUGGCUGUGUGCAAUUUUCAAAAGCAAGUCAUCUGAAGGGUCAGAUGGAGCAUAAUAAAACGUUUGCCGAUAAUUCCAUGUUGUUAUAUGGUCAAGAAAUUCCAGUAGAAGUAGACGAAUCGUCGAUUGCUCACGCUGUCCUGAAACCAGGUCAAGCAUCUUUACAUCAUAUAAUGACUGUACAUGCUUCGGGCCCUAAUGAAGGUAAUGCACGACGUAUCGGCAUUGCUAUAAGAUACUGUGGUGCUUAUAUCAAGCAAAAAGAAGGGAUUGGAGAUUCAGCUAUGCUAGUGUGUGGUAAAGAUCGCGGUAAUUUCCCACUAGAACCUGCUCCAACUGCAGAAUUCGGAACACAGGAAGUGGAGGCACACAGAAAAGCUGUCGGGGCAGUUGGUCCAGAAGACCUUAUCAAAAUUAAAUAACUACAAAUUGUAUGCUUUCAGUUAGAAAAUAAAUGAUGAUUUCUUUAA